GAGAAGAGGAGUGGAGACAGAGCGGUGUGGCUGGAGUGGCUGUCGAGGUACUCUCAUCGACUCCACCGAGACCUGGACUCUGGGACUGAUGUCUCCAAGGUUAAUGAGGUUCGUCUCUCCACCAUGAAACAGAAUAAUCCAAGGUUUAUACUCCGCAACCACAUUCUACAGACUGCCAUAUAUAGAACAUGCAGAGAAAGGAAAUUUCUCUGAGGUCCGUCAUCUGUACAGAUACUGCAGACACCCUACCAGCAUGUAGGAGGAGUGGGGUCUCCUGGACCAGUGGUUGAGGCCAGGGAGGAUGGAGGGACUGUGGCUUCUCGUGA
This is a messenger RNA of Geodia barretti, 326 nucleotides long. The record is from the annotation of a GenBank genome assembly. NCBI's taxonomy places the organism in Eukaryota, Metazoa, Porifera, Demospongiae, Tetractinellida, Geodiidae.